Molecule: messenger RNA, 2794 nt
Organism: Drosophila ananassae
Lineage: Eukaryota; Metazoa; Arthropoda; Insecta; Diptera; Drosophilidae
Product: choline/ethanolamine kinase
Exons: 8
Coding region: 175-1878 (567 amino acids)
Biological process (GO): CDP-choline pathway; phosphatidylethanolamine biosynthetic process
Cellular component (GO): cytoplasm
Molecular function (GO): choline kinase activity; ethanolamine kinase activity
Source: RefSeq, a predicted model, not a curated record
CAACGGGUCUUGCUGCGAUGAGUCAGUCUGCCUUAGACCGACCACCUGCGAACAUCAAAUCACAGAAUCGUCAGAUUUGUUUAGUCGAGUGCCUUCCGACACCUAGAUUUAUAUAAUACAAGUGUAGUUUAAUUAUAUAGUAUUGGGACAUUUUAAUAAAUAUAUACUCGUAGUAUGAGACAGCGCAAUCUUGGGAACAACAACGCCCUGAAACGCCACCGUCAGCAGCAGCAAAUAGAUCGGAAUUGUUGUUUAAGUAAACGUUGUAACUAUGAUAGUAUCUGGCAGCAUUUUAAUCGCAAUGCCACCCUCGAGGAAAUUCGUUACGCGGCGGCACGCAUCUGCCGGGACCAUUUAAAUGGACGCUGGAAAACGGUGGCUCCUGAAGAUUUGAUUGUGAAACGGGUCAGUGGGGGAUUGUCAAACUUUUUAUAUUACGUAAGUUUGCCCGCAUUCAUCGAAUAUGAAGAGGAGGAGGUGGAGCAGUUGCUGCUACAGAAACAGCAACAAAUCGAGGGAAGUGUCAACGGCAAAGACGUCAUAUCCACUAGCGAGUCGGGAAACAGCCCGGUUUAUGCACGCGACGAUGAUGAGGUUGAGACCAAGUCAGUGGGCGUGAUGGCUGGGAGCACCAAAUUGGCUCACACCGAUGAUGAUGACGACGCGGCCACGAGCGACAAGCAGGCACCGAAACGUCAGAGAUUCGAUAGCGAUAGCGUCGCCUCGACCUAUUUGAAACGAAUGCAGCCCCCCAAACAGGAACCCCGUGAGGUCCUGCUGCGCAUCUAUGGACAGACCCACGGCGAUCAAAUGAUGGAGAACAUGAUCACCGAAUCGGUGGUGUUUGCCCUGCUCAGUGAGCGCAACUUUGGGCCUAAAUUAUACGGAAUCUUUCCGGGUGGACGCAUUGAACAGUUUCUACCAGCGCGUUCAUUGGCUACCGCGGAGUUGGGUGAGCAACGGAUAUCCAUGAAGGUGGCCGAGAAACUGGGCGAUAUCCACAGCUUGAGCAUACCCAUGUCGAAGGAGCCUGACUGGAUUUGGACCUGCAUGAACCGCUGGGUCACCAGCUUCGAGAGCACCAUGAAGGGCAAGUGCCUAUCAAAAGCCAAGAACUCACCGGUCUUGAAGAAACAAAUGGAAUUGCUUCGCACCAUAAACUAUGAGGAGGAGAUCGCCUGGCUGAAAUCGGUUAUUGAAGCCGGCGAUUAUCCGGUGGUCUUCUGCCACAAUGACCUGCAGGAGGGCAAUAUAUUGAUGCGCCAGACACAGCAGGAGCGCACGCCCAGAGUGUCAAUAAGUAGCUUGAGAUCCAACUUUGAUGAGACCCUGGGAGAUAGUCUGGAUGGAAAUAGCAACAGCAACAUCUCCGAGCCGGAGAGAAACAGUAGCAAGUUGCACAGCGUUUCGUCGCCCCCAUGCCCGGAGUUGGACACUACGGAUGAUUCGGCACUGGACUCUAGCUUCACCAUAGAUACUGAGCCGGAUCUCAUUAUCAUUGACUUUGAGUACUGUGCCUACAACUAUCGGGGCUACGAUCUGGCGAAUCACUUUAUCGAGUGGACCUUCGACUACACCAAUCCUCAAUACCCGUACUUCUAUCACAACAAGAGCAACUAUGCCACUGGCCAGCAGCGCAGGGAUUUUAUAGUCCAAUAUCUAAAGUCGUAUCACGACGAUGAGAACUACAGUCCCACGGUCAAGGAGCUGGAGAAGGUGGAUGAGGAGAUUCGGUUUUUUACUUUGCUGUCGCAUCUAUACUGGAGUCUCUGGUCGAUUAUUAACUUGACUUCGGCAAUUGAGUUCGGUUACUGGGAAUAUGGCAUCGCUCGAAUUGUGGAAUAUCAACAGCUCAAGUCCGACUAUCUAUCAAAAUGAAAUUGAGAAAAUGGGCGAAAAUGAAUCGAGGAUCAAACACCAUAAGUCAUUACUUAAAUCGAAUCAUAACCGUACUUAAGUGGCCUUAAACAUUAAAGUCCUUGUGCUCCCCGCCCAUCAUUGUCCUCGUCUUGGAGUUAGUCGCCGAGUAGUAAUGUAGUUUUUUUUCUAGUUGGUCUAGAGUCAUCACACUACUUCAAUAUACCGCGCGGGAAAUGGGAAAGAGAUCAGAACCAUUCAGAAAGACUAACUUAUUUUUGUAUAGAACAAUUAGUACAUAGAAUUGAAAACAAAAAAAACAAAAAAAAAAGCUGAAACGAAAAGUGAGGAAACUGACUUUAGCUGUGAUUAUUGCGUGAGACAGAUGACAGAUAAAAAGAUGAGAUCAACUAUACCUUGCUUCAAUUGUUGCUCCUGUUGGGGGAUCAUGAACUUCCCAACGUCUUUGAUCGAAAGUAUUAAACAGGUAGCACCCAGCAGCACCAAAAUUACUAUAAUCUGCGCAGGCUCAUUCUAAAUCUAAAUCUAUUUAACUAUUCUCCCACAUCCAUAUUUCGAAUUUAUUCAAUAUUCGAAUUUGUUUAGUUUUCCAAUUCUAAAAAUUACUUUCGCGUCUAAGUAUUAUUUUGCAUUCUACUCUCACGGGUCUAGGCAAUUCGUUACUCCUUCUAUACGCAAAAAUAUUAAAAGCUUAGUUGAAUUUUUGAAAAUUUUGUGCUUGUUAAAUGAUCACUCGCGAGAACUUAAUCCUUGCGAUCCUGAUAUCGACAACAACCAACAAAAAUGUGUUUUUAUGUACCUAUCCCCAUAUUCCUUAAUAGAACUUAGUUGUAUGUUUUUUAGAAUGUAACUAUUUUUUGCGUAUAUAUUUUUAAUAAAUAAAUUAAUAAAUAAAUAUAAAUUGAUUGUAACUAUA